Molecule: messenger RNA, 3987 nt
Organism: Ostreobium quekettii
Lineage: Eukaryota; Viridiplantae; Chlorophyta; Ulvophyceae; Bryopsidales; Ostreobiaceae
Source: the annotation of a GenBank genome assembly
AUGAGCGGCGACAAGCGCGACUGGUGGAGGUCCGGCAGCGAGCCCAGGCGCGGGUCGGGCCAGGGCGGCGGGGCCCGGGGCGGGCACUGCGGCCAGCGCCAUGGGUCAGCCGGCGGGCUGGAGGGCGGCCACUUGGCGCAGCGGUCCGCGCCGACGCCUGGGGGUUCCGCGCCGGCGGCGUGGAGGCGCACUGGGCUGGCCGGACCGCUGGUCAAGCCGCCGUCGUUCGAGGAGCUGGCGCCCAGGGAGAUAAGGCAGAGGGGGUCCCGGGGCUUCGGGAGGAGCGAGCCCAUGGCCGGGGCCAGGGAGUCCGGGCGGAGGGCGGGUGCGCAGCCUGGCGCGUCGAGGAGGGAGACGCGGACGGGGGCGCCGGCCUGGACGGAGAGCAAGCAGGCGUCAUCCCAGACCUUCCACAUACCAAGCCCUUUUGAAGGGGGCACAUCACAGGCGCAGAUCUCGUUUUGGAAGGAGGCUGUGGACUCCUGGUUCAAGGAGGCAGCAGACAAGGACGGCUGGGUGAAAGGAGCAGCAGCAGUUAAUUUUUUUCGGAGAACAGGGUUAGAUGAUAGCAGCCUUGCCAAGGUCUGGGACAGGUCUGUGCCCCCUUUCAGUGAAGGCAUGACACGUCAACAGUUUGACUGUGCUCUGAAGAUUGUGGCCCUGCUGCAGUCUGGCCAGGAGCUCACCAUCCAUAGUGCCUCUGCAGCAGUUGCUGUCCCCACUCCGGUGAUGUUCCCAAAGAUCGCCCCUGCGCCACUAAAUAUUCCGUCACAGGAAGACAUGUUGGAAGUGCAAUCGUCCCCUUCAUCGUCGCCAUCAACGCCAGUGUCUCUCUCUGGCAGUGACAUGCCCAUUAGCAGUGCAAGCAGCGUCCCUGCUCCUCUGUGGCUUGUUUCCGAGUUGGGCCCUUCAAGCAACACACAGGCCUCUGCACAGUUCUUCACCCAUUCUGAUACUGGUGAUGACAGUGGCGUGCUGCCAGCACCCCAGUUCUAUGGAAACUCUGAUGCUGGCGAAGAAGUUAGUGGGGAAUUUGGCGAAGAUGUCAACGCAAAAGACACAUUCAUUCCGUGCUCCUCUUGUAUUGUUCAUGUUGAGCUUCGCUUGCCGACCUUGCACCCCAAAAACAGUGCAAAACUGGCAAGGAUUGUUGCUGUCAAGGACUCCUUGAUCGCCUAUCCCUCACUGUCGGGGGGCAUGCUACAAUGGGUUGGGGUCCGGGACAGUUUGGGCCAUUUAAAGGAAGCUCGCAGGGAGCAAACGGAAGAUUUAGACAGUGCGGCAUGUGUUGAAAUAUCAUCUGACAAGGACACCAAGGUUACAAGCCAUGCUUUGACCUGCACUUCGGACUUCCUUUGGCUCGGUCAUGAGAAUGGAACUGUAAGUCUGUGGCAUGUGGAUGGGAGGGCACAAGAACUGAGUGCACACAUCACCAGCUGGAAGGCUCACAAGUCUGGGAGUGUGUCUGCAAUGGUGGCAACCCAGUGGGGCCAGCUCUGGACUGGAUCAUCGAGAGGAUCCCUGAGGGUGUGGGGCCAAGCAACAUCCGGAACUGGGCCGAGUGGACCAAGCCGAACACUGCGUAGAAACCAUGGCGACAAGGCGCAUGGGGAGGUGAAGUCGAUUGUAUUGUCUACGUGCGGAUCAAUUGUGUGGACUGCCGGCCACAGCAAUCUGGGCCUCUGGGAUGCAUACACUGGCGAUUUUCUUGGAAGGAUUGACGCAGACAGGGUCGAUGGGUUGGGACCAGUUGCCAAUUUUGAUGACAAAGAAAAGGUUAUCGAUACAAACAAGGGUUUUGUAGGUGGCACAAGAUUCAGGGCACGCACAGCCGCUGACUCGAGUGAGCUGCCACCUGACAAGAAGGGUGGCAGAGUGGUCAACAUAACUAGAUUCAUAGGGAAGAUAGGCAAGAAAGCGGGAACCCAAGUACUCCGAAUGCCUGCUGCGGCGGUGGGUGGGAUAAAUGUGCAACGUGUCGGAUCCAUACAGGCAUUGGUGGCCCAGGCUGGCGAGGGUGGUGGUGAGGGAAUGAUGUGGGUGGGCUACAAGAGCGGCCUCAUUGAAAAGUACACCCAAAAUGGCCGCAAUCUGGGCAGUCGGUGGUUACUGCAGCCAGUGGCAUGCCUCUGCGCAGUGGGGGACCGCAUGUGGGUCGCCCUCAGGGAUGGCACCAUAAUGGUUCUGGCUUCUGACGUCAAGAGGGAGAUGUUCAAGUGGCCUGCCCACGAGUGUCGUGUCUGUAGCAUGGUGGCGAUGGGGAGUCUUGUGUACACAUUGGCUGCUGAUGGUGCCAUCAGAUGCUGGAGCCGUGAGAUACCCAACCCUGUGGCAGAUCCAGAGGCUUGGAAGAUGUGGAAGACGUCCAUGGCAGACACAAUCAACUUGCACAGUGUCCGAGUCCUGUGUGGCUCCUGGAAUGUGAAUGAGAUGCGGCCAUUGAAGACGUCCCUGCGAGCCUGGCUUGGAGGAAACGGCAAAGCAGACAAGGCGGACAUCAUCAUCGUUGGUCUGCAGGAAGUGGAAAUGGGGACAGGCAGUGUGGCCCGCAGUGUUGCCAUUGACUUCAUCUCAAAGUCAGCGCUGCAGGAAAAGGGCAAUUCCAAUGCCCAGUGGUGGGCGAACGAAUUGCUAGACGCCCUCAAAUCAGAAGGGGAGGAGAGCUGCUGGAGCAAAGUUGCCAUGCGGCAGAUGUCUGGGGUAUUUGUCAUUGUGUUUGCUCGGAACAAGCUCAUGCAAUACUUGGGGAACGUGGCAACAGCCUCAGUGGCCUGCGGAGUGGGGGGAUUUGGUGGAAACAAGGGUGCUGUGGCAGUGGCUUUCACACUUCUCCGUCGUCGAGUGGUUGCCCUCUCGUCGCAUUUUGCAGCUCAUCAGGAAGCUGUGAGGAAGCGCAAUGCAAAUUACAGAGACAUUGUGAAGAACCUCAGUUUCUACAAGGGCAUUGGCGAGCAGGGGGCAGGUGGUGCUGCUUCAGUCAAUGCUUCUCCAGAACUGGAAGAUCAUGAAGAGCCGGCAUUGAGCAUGGGGUACCAGAGGGCAGAAUGCGUGGUCUGGAUGGGGGACUUUAACUAUCGCCUUGAAGAGUCUUCAAGGCAAGAUACUGUGACGAAAAUUGAGCGGGCAAUCGAACAAAAGGGUGAUUACAGGGAACUGCUGGCAAGCGAUCAGUGUCGAAGGGAGAUGCGAAGAAAGAAGGUGUUCCAUGGUUUGCGGGAGGGGUCGAUCAGCUUUCAGCCCACAUAUAAAUUUGACAGGAAUAAGAGUGAGCCACUGGCAUAUGAUACAAGUGACAAGCAACGUGUGCCAGCAUGGACAGACCGGAUUUUUUUCCGUGGGUCCAAACCCUUCGAGGGUUUAGGGGAUGAUGAAGGGCAAGAAGAGGGCCACACAAAUGGCUCCCACCAGCAAGACAAUCAAGAGGCAUCUGAUUCCCGAGAGCCAGACCAGAUUGUUGCUCGAAGCGAAGCGUAUGAAGCAUGCAUGGACAUCAACGAUUCCGACCACAAGCCUGUUUGGUGCCUUCUGGCCAUGGACUUUCCAGUCUACAACCAGGAGCGAAAGCGUGCCCAGUGUUUCCGAGUCCUGAAGGAUGCGGCUGGGGAGCAGGUGCAGGUGCCGGUCCGAUUAGCAUGCCCAGGCUUCCGCAUGGGCCACGGGGACAUGCACAUGUUGGACGUUGAGAAUAAUGGGGACUGUGCAUGCUUGCUGACGGUCAUGGGCAGGGAAUCGCCUCACGUCAUCCCUAUCUGGCUAGAGGUCAAGCCCCUGCGGAUGGUCGUGCAGGCCCGACAGAAGGGGACCUUCCAGCUCACGUCCUGCCGAACAGAGGGCUCCUCCCACACCACCCUGUCUGCUGGCCUGCUGGUCCAGGCUGAGGCCUUGUUUUGUGGGUGGGGCUCCUCUCCCACUCACCACCGAUUCAAGGUGCACCUGAAGCCGCCUCAGGACCAUGCUGCUGGACACAGUGAAGCUGCGUCUUGGUAG